Molecule: messenger RNA, 1650 nt
Organism: Symbiodinium sp. CCMP2592
Lineage: Eukaryota; Dinophyceae; Suessiales; Symbiodiniaceae
Source: the annotation of a GenBank genome assembly
AUGGCUGACUUGGCCAAUCUGGGAGGCCCUGCCUUCGUGGCAUUGCCUUCGUCUACAGCCACCAGUCUGCGUGCCACAGGGCACUCGGGGCACUCGUCUCCCAGCUCAUCGGCGUCUCAGGGCCCACGAGCUGCGGCGGCUGCUACAGUGGCAGGGCUCGCUGCCUUGGCAUCGCAGGGCCCCCGCAGGUCGCGAAGGACGGCCCUGAAGGCUGCCACGGAACUUCCCACUGUGGACCGCGCCACCACGAAGCAAUGGAGGCGAGACCUCAUGAGGUCCGACCAGUACUACAAGUUUGGCAGGACCCAGAUGGAGAAUGCCAUGAAUCAGCUGCAGGAGGUCAGUGGCAGCGAGCUGCUGACCAAGAUUCGGCAGAAUGGCUUCCGCCUGACUGUCGGCGACAUCACCUUCGUACUGGCGGAGUCCUAUGGCUUCUGCUGGGGUGUGGAGCGAGCGGUCGCCAUGGCCUACGAGGCUCGAGAUUUUUUCCCAGACAAGAACAUCUGGGUGACGAAUGAGAUCAUUCACAAUCCGUCGGUGAACCAGAAUCUCUCCGACAAAGGGAUGCGCUUCGUGGAGACUACGAAGGAUGGGGGCAAGGAUUAUUCAGACGUGGAGGAGGGAGAUGUUGUCAUUCUACCCGCCUUCGGUGCGUCCGUCGACGAGAUGGCACUGCUGAAAGAGCGCAAUGUCCAGAUCGUGGACACCACCUGCCCAUGGGUUUCCAAGGUCUGGGCUUCCGUGGAGCGCAGCAAGGACAAGGAUCAUACUGCCAUCAUCCACGGCAAGUAUGACCAUGAGGAGACUGUGGCCACCAAGUCCUUCGCGUCGAAGUACAUCGUCCUGAAGAACAUGGCAGAAGCGGAGUAUGUUGCAGCCUACGUGCUGGGAGAGGGCAAUAAGGAGGAGUUCAUGGCCAAGUUCAGCAAGGCCAUGAGUCCGGGCUUCGAUCCCGAUGUAGACCUGGAUCGGGUCGGCGUGGCCAAUCAGACCACGAUGCUCAAGGGCGAGACCGAGCUCAUCGGCAAGCUCUUCGAAAGGACCCUCAUCAAGAAGUACGGUCCGCAAAACAUCAACGAACACUUCAUGUCCUUCAACACCAUCUGCGACGCCACUCAGGAGAGGCAAGAUGCCAUGUACAAGAUGUUCGGCGCUGAGUACGAGGCAAGCCCGACAUUGCCAGCAUCUUCGGACGAAGCGAUGAUGGGUAUGCAAGACUGUAGCCUAGCUUUGUCUCGCCGGAACGAAGACUGCGAAGCUGAACCAGCAAUGAUCUACUUAGUGCGGCUGAUUGUGCAUCCAGUCUUGAGCGAGAGUCAUUCCUCCACAUCAUACUGCUUGCCUGGCAUUCUGGGAGUAUGCAGAACAACAUGUGUGGCUUGCUGUCCCGCAGCCGUGAAGCAUCAGCGAUUACAAACUUUACUUGCUCACACCGCUGCCUCGAGAUUGCCGCGAGACUUGGAUGCACACUCGCGUCUUGUCUCGCUACGACGGAACGUUCAAAGUCUUUGCGCAUCGCCCGGAGGAUGGCUUCGAGGUCGACUUUGCGUUUUCUACUUGCUGCACUCCCGGUUUUCGAAGGGGCCUCCGAGCUCUGCGACGCAGGCGAUCAUGCUGCCGGACAUGGCAAUCAUGAGUGAGCCCUGGUGA